UCCGGCGGCGCGUGAGCGAGUAGCUUUACGUGCGGUGCGGCGGCAACGGCGGCGCGCGUCUUCCUCCUCUUCCUACCGCGGGGCCAGAGUCCCUGAGGGAGUCCAGCUGCGCUGAAGUCUGGCCGGCGCGACCUGUCUCCGCAAUGCCCCCCAAGAAACAGGCUCAGGCCGGGGGCAGCAAAAAGGCGGAGCAGAAAAAGAAGGAGAAGAUUAUCGAAGACAAAACUUUUGGUCUGAAGAAUAAGAAAGGAGCAAAGCAACAGAAGUUUAUCAAGGCUGUCACUCAUCAAGUUAAAUUUGGUCAACAGAAUCCACGUCAGGUAGCACAAAGUGAAGCUGAAAAGAAGUUGAAGAAAGAUGACAAGAAGAAAGAAUUGCAAGAGCUAAAUGAGUUGUUCAAACCUGUAGUUGCUGCUCAAAAAAUAAGUAAAGGUGCAGAUCCCAAAUCCGUAGUAUGUGCAUUCUUCAAGCAAGGACAGUGUACUAAAGGAGAUAAGUGUAAGUUCUCUCAUGACUUGACUCUGGAGAGAAAAUGUGAAAAGCGAAGCGUUUACAUUGAUGCAAGAGAUGAAGAACUUGAGAAAGAUACUAUGGAUAAUUGGGAUGAGAAAAAACUGGAAGAAGUUGUGAACAAGAAGCACGGUGAGGCGGAAAAGAAAAAACCAAAAACUCAAAUAGUCUGCAAGCAUUUCCUUGAAGCUAUUGAAAACAACAAAUACGGCUGGUUUUGGGUGUGUCCUGGAGGGGGUGAUAUUUGCAUGUAUCGUCAUGCACUGCCUCCUGGAUUUGUCUUGAAAAAAGAUAAAAAGAAAGAAGAGAAAGAAGAUGAAAUUUCAUUAGAAGAUCUAAUUGAAAGAGAGCGUUCUGCCCUAGGUCCAAAUGUUACCAAAAUCACUCUAGAAUCUUUUCUUGCAUGGAAGAAAAGAAAAAGACAAGAAAAGAUUGAUAAACUUGAGCAAGAUAUAGAAAGAAGGAAAGCAGACUUCAAAGCUGGGAAAGCAUUAGUGAUCAGUGGUCGUGAGGUGUUUGAAUUUCGUCCUGAACUGGUUGAUGAUGAUGAUGAGGAAGCAGAUGAUACCCGUUACACCCAGGGAACAGGUGGUGAUGAGGUUGAUGAUUCAGUGAGUGUAAAUGACAUAGAUUUAAGCCUGUACAUCCCAAGAGAUGUAGAUGAGACAGGUAUUACUGUAGCCAGUCUUGAAAGAUUCAGCACAUAUACUUCAGAAAAGGAUGAAAACAAAUUAAGUGAAGCUUCCGGAGGUAGGGCUGAAAAUGGUGAGAGAAGUGAUUUGGAAGAGGACAACGAAGGGGAAGGACAGGAAAAUGGAGCCAUCGAUGCUGUUCCUGUUGAUGAAAAUCUGUUUACUGGGGAAGAUUUGGAUGAACUAGAAGAAGAAUUAAACACGCUUGAUUUAGAAGAAUGACACCAAACAAGUCACUGAAAAAAUUGAGCCAGCUCAGCAGGAGUUGAAAUUGACUACAUUAAUUUUUUUCCACCUAAAACUCUUCAACAGGACGUUUGUUUCCCAUGCUGAUUCUGGAGGGCUUAGUUCCUCCAAAAAAGGAAUAUUCUCCCUACAUCUUGUUUUCUGACUUUGGCUACAUCUCAUAGUAAGUUCAGAGUAGUUCAUGCUAAAUUAAAGAUAAAUGGUCAUUGCAGGAAAUGAUUGAUUAUUGUAAUUGUCCACUCAAGUAGGAAGUGUAAACUACUUUUCCAGCUUUUGAUUUUCAUUGGGCAUGUGUUGUUACAAGGACAACAUAAAUUUAAAUUACCCUUUAUUUAAUGCAAUUUUUAAUGAGUGAUUCUAUUUCCUUUGUAUUUAUAUGUUUAAAAGACUGCCUAAGAUAUGAGCCUGUACUUCAUCAAGGAAACUGCAUAUGCAGGUUCAGUAUUGUAUAUCUUUGGACAAUUAGAUGGUCAUUUAAAAUGAGACUUCAUUAAUCUGACAGGAUCGCUGCAAUGCCCGUGUUAAACUGUUUGAAACUACUCCGUUUUCUUUUUUUGCCAAUAAAGUUGUAAAUAAAAACAGUGAUACAAUAAAUUCCAAA
Messenger RNA from Bubalus bubalis (water buffalo), 2049 nucleotides. It is a transcript of the gene ZC3H15, whose product is annotated as zinc finger CCCH-type containing 15. Gene Ontology annotation, molecular function: mRNA binding; metal ion binding. The transcript has 10 exons. Gene Ontology annotation, cellular component: cytosol. NCBI's taxonomy places the organism in Eukaryota, Metazoa, Chordata, Mammalia, Artiodactyla, Bovidae. The record is from RefSeq and is a predicted model, not a curated record. The coding region runs from base 144 to 1424 and encodes 426 amino acids. Gene Ontology annotation, biological process: cytoplasmic translation.